AUGGCAAUUCAGGUUGAGAAAAUGACAAAAGAGUUGUGUAAGGGUAUACGUAAUAUGAGAACUGGUCUAGUUGUGGGUGGUCUGUCAACUGCACAACAGAACUACCGAUUAGAGUCAAAUAUUCAGAUUAUCAUUUGCACUCCAGGAAGACUACUAGAACUAUCCCCAGAUUUAUCUCAGUGCUUCACGGUGGUUUUAGAUGAGUUUGAUGUUUUGCUGGAUGCUUCCUUUCACGAACAAGUUAAAUCUGUAAUGAGGCUCCUUCCGUCCCGUCAUCAGACCCUAAUGUUCAGUGCUACAAUAUCUGAGGAAAGUAGAAGAUAUGCUAAGCAACUUCUAUAUCACCCAGUUCAAAUUAAUGUGGGUAAACCUAGCAAUCCUACUGAGAAAGUAAAACAGAUGAUUUUAUGGGUUGAAAAUGAUUGCAAAAAGAAAAAGCUCAUAUCAAUUUUACAAGACAAGAGAUUUAACAAACCUCCUGUAUUGGUGUUUGUUGAGUCCAAACUUGGUGCACUUCUGCUAGCUGACUAUCUAAUAAACAAGGAUAUACUGUGUGCUGUUAUUCAUGGUGACAAGACACAAGAAGCGAGGACUAAGAUAAUAUCAGAGUUGGAAGAAGGGAGGUAUCCUGUGUUGGUCAGCACAAAUAUCCUCGGCAGAGGAAUUAACAUGCCGUCUCUCUAUGAGCUUUCAGUUUCUUCCAUGGUUACGUUACCAACUCAACUUGUAAAUUCUCCUCAUCUUGCUUAUCAGAAACAAUCUAAAGCAAUCAAUGAAAAUAGGGAGAAAGUAAAGUUGAAGUAA
Molecule: messenger RNA, 804 nt
Organism: Bolinopsis microptera
Lineage: Eukaryota; Metazoa; Ctenophora; Tentaculata; Lobata; Bolinopsidae
Product: probable ATP-dependent RNA helicase DDX59
Exons: 2
Coding region: 1-804 (267 amino acids)
Biological process (GO): ribosomal large subunit assembly
Cellular component (GO): cytosol
Molecular function (GO): nucleic acid binding; ATP binding; RNA helicase activity
Source: RefSeq, a predicted model, not a curated record